This is a messenger RNA of Calypte anna (Anna's hummingbird), 4659 nucleotides long. It is a transcript of the gene PIK3R5, whose product is annotated as phosphoinositide-3-kinase regulatory subunit 5. Gene Ontology annotation, molecular function: 1-phosphatidylinositol-3-kinase regulator activity. Gene Ontology annotation, cellular component: phosphatidylinositol 3-kinase complex, class IB. Lineage: Eukaryota; Metazoa; Chordata; Aves; Apodiformes; Trochilidae. Bases 91 to 2754 code for a protein of 887 amino acids. The record is from RefSeq and is a predicted model, not a curated record. The transcript is spliced from 19 exons. Gene Ontology annotation, biological process: positive regulation of MAP kinase activity; G protein-coupled receptor signaling pathway.
GCCGAGCUCAGCGCGGCGUGGAGCCCGCCGGGGCGUCCGAGGAUGGGCUGGGAGUGCCGGGGGCUGCCGACAGCCAGGAGAUGAAUUAAAAUGCAGCACACCACGUGCACGGAGGACAGGAUCUACCAUGCACUAGAAAGGUGUCUACAUGGACUUAGCAGAGAUGCUGUCUCCAGCAGAUGGGCUGCUGGGCUGUGCCUGAACUGCUGGAGCCUGCAGGAGCUGGUGAGCAGGGAUGCUGGCAACUACCUCAUCCUCAUGGAGAAGAUCCUCAGCAAGGCCAAAGAGGUGCAGGAGAAGUGUGACUAUGACCUGGUGACCCCCCUGGCUCUGCUCUUCUACUAUGCAGUCCUGUAUGCUCCCCACUUCCCACCAGGCUCUGACCUGCUCCUGAAGGCUGCCAGCGUCUACCACAGCUUCUUGACCUGGCCCGUGCCCUACUGUGACAUCUUCCGUGAGCUGCUCACCUUCAUCAGCAACGAGCUCAGAGCUCCUGGGAUCUCCUUCCAGAGACUGGUGAGGACGGAGCAGGGGUUGCCUGUGAAGAAUUCCCAGAGCUCCACCGUGACUGUGCUGCUGCUCAACCCCUCAGAGGUGCAGAGGGAAUUUCUCUCCAUCGCAGAGAAGCUGAGCUCCAGUGAGCACCCUCAGCGAGCCACCCUCAUCCUGCUCCUCCAGCACCUCUACCAGGCCACCUUUGGGACCCGCUGCCCCCCAGAGAGCCUGUACCACCUCCUGAAGUCCAAGACCCUGGAAGAGCUCUCGGAGAUCUAUGCCAGUGCCACGGAUGCUCAGGAGAUGGCAGCAGCCAGCAGUGACCCUGACCUGGCCCGGGAGCAGCUCCAGACCAUGCUGCAGGACAUUGCUGGGGCAGCUUCCUUCCCUGCCAUCCCAGGUGAGGCUCAGCCCCACAAGCUCCACACCAUCCCCAUCCCCGCUGCUCGCUGCUACACUUACAGCUGGGAUCAGGAUAACUUUGAUGUCCUCAACGAUGUCCUCAGCAAAGAGUGCAGCCUUGCUGAGCCCCUGGCCUCAGAGAACGAGGAGGAGGAUGAAGAGGAGGAGGAGGAGGAGGAGGAAGCCGAUGGCUGUUCCCCUGAGCAGGACUCACUACUUUCCCCUCUCUCCACCAUUUCCAAAGACUCAGCGUACUCAGCGCUCUCAGAGGAGGGAUCCAAGUGUCCCUCUCGAGUGUCCCUCUUCACCACCUCCAAGGACUCCAUCUCAGAGCUGACGGUGGUCUCCAGAAAGUCCCUGAAAUCCUUCGUCUCCAGCCUGAAGGACUGCAUGGACAGCGGGUACGCAGAGGACAGUGACGAGAGCUCCCUGGACGUGACGGGGAGGCCGGAGCUGAAGGUGGAGAAACCCCCGCACAAACCCAGACACACGCUGACCACCAAGCUCUACAAACUCUUCAAGGCCAAAAGCCAGCUGGUCUUGAGGAGAGACCUGAAGGACUGCUUGGACACGGGCUCUCUCCCACUGCCCCUACGCCGGGCCGGGAGCCUCUGUACCCCCCCGGCCAAGCCCCGGGUCCCCGCGCGUUCCCGGCGCGCUCACUCCCUGCCCCAGCACCUCCUGAACCCACGGCUCCCGCCGGCCCCCUUCCUCCCUCCACACCUCAGCCUCCCCCGCCGGCCCUUCCUCAGCUGUGACGAGGACACCAAGGUGUCCACCCUGAGGGUCGUGGUCUUCGGCUCCGAUCGCAUCUCUGGGAAAGUGGCCCGAGCCUACAGCAAGCUCAGGCUGAAGGAGAGCACCUGCCCUUCACUGACAAGGUACUUCAAGCUGCAGUUUUUCUACGUCCCUGUGAAGAGGAGCUCCUUGGCCCCACUGACCCCUCUGACCCAUCCCUCCCCAUCCCUGGGGGACCCGCAGCUCCGUCCCCCAGCACCACUGGAUCCCCCCUCAGCUGGGUUGGAGAGCAGCACCAAUGAUAUCUCCCACUACAUUGGCAUGUUGGACCCCUGGUACGAGCGCAACGUUCUCGGGCUCAUGAACCUGCCCAUGGAUGUCCUGUGCCAGACUGCCAAGCCAGAGGCUGAGCCUCAGGAGGACUCCCAGGAGCAGCUUCCCAUCCUGGCUGACAUGAUCCUCUACUACUGCCGCUUCGCCACACGCCCCCUCCUCCUGCAGCUCUACCAGACAGAGCUCACCUUCAUUGGGGGAGAAAAGAUGACUGAAGUCUUCAUCCAUUCCCUGGAGCUGGGCCACUCGGCAGCCACCCGGGCCAUCAAAGCCUCAGGGCCAGGCAGCAAAAGGCUGGGCAUAGAUGGGGACAGAGAAGCAAUCCCCCUGACACUACAGAUUGCCUACAGCAAGACAGCCAUCAGUGGGAGAAGUCACUGGAAUGAUAUUGAGAAGGUCUGCACAUCCAUCAACCUCAGCAAAGCCUGCAAGAAGCAGGAAGAACUAGCCUCAAAGACAGAAUAUCUCAACCUGACCAUGACAGAGGUGGUCAAAAGGCAAAACUCCAAAUCCAAGAAAAGUUUCAAUCAGCAGAUCAGUGUGUCCCAGAUAAAAGUAGACAAGGUUCAAAUUAUCAGUCUCCAGUCCUCCUUUGCUGUGUGCCUGGACCAGGAUGAGCAGAAGAUCCUGCAGAGUGUAACCAGAUGUGAGAUCUCAGUGUGCUACAAACCCAGGGACAGAGACGUCUUUGCACUGAGAGGCUUCUCUUUGCCUCCCCAGGACCCUUCUGACUUUCAUUCUCUCCUGUGCUUACCCAUUGCCACUUUCAGUGGAGCACUGCCAUAGAAGAACCUUUUUCACCUCGGGCCAGAGCUUCAUCCAACACCAGAACAGGCUGGGGAAGAGAGAGCUGCCUGUCCUCCUUUGGGAUCAGACCCAUCCCACGAUGUGCUGCAGCCUCCAGUGUCAGCCUGAGCUGCUCCUGAGCUGGGCUCAGCCCAUCCUUGGGAAAUGGGAGCACUGGUGUUUCGCUCUGAUACCUCUCAACUUUCCUCCCGUGAGAUCUCCACCUGAUUCAGCAGGCUGCCAACACCAGGACUGAGAGGGCGAGGCAGGGACAGUGACAUUUUCCAUCCAGCAAGUGAUGCUGUGCCUGUAUUUGACAGUGGGACCUGGGGGGAGCUGGCAGGGGGGUUAUUUUGAACAGAGAAUGUUUGUGCUGUGUGGCCAGGUGGCCUUUGAUGGGUGCAGAGCUGUGAGAGCCCUACCCUGUGCACAUGCUCAGCAAGCUUGACUUCCUCACCAACUGCUAGUGGGUUUUUUUCCCUCCUAAACCAGGGCUGCACUUCCAGCUCCUUUCCCUUACCCCUGUCUUGGCUUCUCUCCUCCCAGCUAUAAGUGUGAGGCCCCGACCCAACCCAGCAAUGAGACCCUGCAGUUCUGGGAGAGCAACAACAUCAACGCGUCUGGCAUCGCCUGGGGAAGCCUCACAGUGACUGUAAGUGCCCCAAGCCCCUGCUUCCUCCUGCUGCAGCCACGGGGCAAACCUCAGAGCCCUGCAGGUGAUGUGGGCUUCAAACCUUGCUGGUGCUGCUUGGAAAGGCCUUGCUUCCAUCUCCUGGGUGGGUUUCACCUGCUUGGGCAUCAGAAGGAGAGUCCACCUCAUCCAGUCCACCCGCUCCCCAACAGGAGUUGUGAGUGUGCUCCUUAACCCAGAUGCAGGACGAGGUUUGUGACCAGAAGCAAGGUCAAGUGGGUGGUUAGGUUAUUGUAGUUGGGGUCUUCUUCAGCCAGGGUUACCCAGCAUUCAAGUGGAGAAUGUGUGUGGGGUCUGCAGUCUGGUGCUGCCUCCCAUCUCAUCUCUGCAUUCUGCACUGGGGGGCUCAGUGUCACUUCUGCAGCUCCUGCUGCUCAUCAAACAGGAGUUUCCAGCAGCAGUCACAUGGUGAUGGAUCUUGGACCACGAGCCUCAAAACCCUCUGGUUUUCUGCAGUUUCCUUGCUGCACCUGCACUGCCUUGGUGUCCUGAUCUCUUUCUCCAAGAAUCCAGCAAUUUACAUGGAGAAUUUCAUGGACCUGCCUGUGGACACAGCAGCCCCUUACACACCUAAUGUGUAGACCAGAAAUUCUUCUCAUUUUGCUAAACUUCAGCUAGAAAACAAUAACAAAACUAACAACAAGGAAGGUCCUCCCACUUUUCAAGCCAUCUGAUUUCUGUGCACUCAGCACCGUGGAUCCCAGCUGCCAGAUGCCAGCACAAACACAUCCCUGGAUGCCUGCUGGCAAGGCUUGGGGGUCAAUGGGGCCAGAUCACACUUCCCAAGCUCUUUGCCUGAAUAGAGAGCUCUUCUUGUGGCUAUUAAAACCUCAUUAGCUCCAGCUCAGUGAUUCCAGGAGCUGGAUUGAUCCCUGUGGAGGUGGGAAGAGGCUCAUCAUACCUAUGCAGCUCCUGGUCCUGGGGCUGUGCUUUUGCCAGAGACCAGCAUGGAAAAAACUUGAGGAGAGAUGAGAAAGGCAGAGACCACCCAGGAGGGACCUGUCUGAAGGGAGAGGAGCACCCCAAGGAGCAGAACUGGAACUCAUCUUGUUCACUGUUUGAAUGAAGGAAGCUGUCCCACUUUUUAGACAAUUACUGGCACAGAGGCCACAGGAGCCCAGCACCCAUCCCAUCCACCUUUGAGAGAGACCAGAACAACAUGGGAAGGAAAAGUGAUGGGGGGGAAGGGAAACACAGGAAUGGUGCUGAGCAAG